Molecule: messenger RNA, 3075 nt
Organism: Debaryomyces hansenii CBS767
Lineage: Eukaryota; Fungi; Ascomycota; Pichiomycetes; Serinales; Debaryomycetaceae
Gene: ZCF5
Product: Zcf5p
Exons: 1
Coding region: 1-3075 (1024 amino acids)
Biological process (GO): DNA-templated transcription; regulation of DNA-templated transcription
Molecular function (GO): zinc ion binding; DNA-binding transcription factor activity, RNA polymerase II-specific; DNA binding
Source: RefSeq, a predicted model, not a curated record
AUGUCCGAGAAUACCAAAGAGAUGAAAACUCAGGAUAUGAAGAUUUUAGAAGGAGGAAAAGUGAUGAAAGUACAAAAGACCAGACAGAGGAAGAUUUUGAGCUGUAUAUACUGCCACUCCAAGAAGAUUAAGUGUUCAAGAGUACAACCGGUUUGUAAUAAUUGUGACAAGCUAGGGUUGGAGUGUAAGUACUUCAUUAAUGAACGUGUUAGUAGAGGAGGAAAGAAGCUGAGUCGACUGGUAGAGCCUCAGACAGCGAUUAAAGUUGAGUCUACGGUAAUAACAGAUAUAGCUGGAGAAGGACUUGAUGGGGCCAUAAAAAUGGAAAGCGAUGCGAGAACUGACUCGCUGUCAUCGUAUUCAGACCACAACAUCUCACCGAUGUCACCCAAAUCCAAUGAAAAUAGCAACGAGUCAGUGACGACUAAUGAUGACAUUGUUUUGUGCAAGGAGGAUUCUCAGUUUGCAGAUCUUUACUUCGGACUUAACAUGCAAGCUCAUUCGCCUAUGAACCAGCUCAACCAACCGCUCAACGGUAUGGGUAUGCCUAGGAACCCGAAUGGCAGUCCUAUGAACUUGAAUAACACUUUAUUGCAGACGCCUGUGAUGAACUCCGGUAGCAACAACAUUACCAACAAUUUCUUCAACACGAACUACAUGUCAAACCCGCCGGACGAACUGUAUCAGUUCAAUUUAAGCUCAUUUCCGUUUAACCAUGAAAAUAUUGUCAAUAGGUCGGGUAUGACACCUCCAUUAAGUAAUAUCAACACUCGAGUUCACAGUAGCACUAAUAGUCACUCCAAUAGUCAAACGAAUCUAAGUGGCCUUCUUGCAAAAAGUAAUCAACAAAAUAGAAGUAAUUUCAUUGAUAAUCAAAAUAACAAUUCAUUUUUGCCUAAUUCCAGCAAUAAUAACAAAUCAGCAGCGAGCCAAUUAAGUAUCGAGAUUAGCAACUCCUUAAAUCCUUAUUCGUCUAAUCCUGCUACAACCGUUAACUUCCUUUAUGGAACUAAUACCUAUUAUGAUAAUGAGAAUCUUCUAGACGAUUUGCUUAAGCAUUUACCUUCAUCAAGAGAAAGGUCGUUUGAAUUGAUAAACAGGUAUGUCAAUUCAGUUCACAUUCUUUUGCCGUUAAUGGUUAAUUUGCAAGACUUUAUUGAGGAGCAUACGAAAUUUUGGGAUGAACAUGAUCGUAUGAAAGAGAAUUCAUCAUCUGAUCUAGUAAAAGCUGAUACUUCAUCACUGGGUAAUAAUCCGGAUAUAUUCCAGUUUUAUACGUUAUACUACCCAAUAUUGUAUGCAUCUACUGUUUCGGAGUUUGAAGAGUACGAUAAUUUAUUAUUGAACCAGGAUAUCGAUAAUUACUUGAAAGGAUUUAACAAGAUUUGUCAGUAUUACAAUUAUCCACACGGAUUGAGAACAAUUCCAUUAUUGUUAGGAAACGUCAUAAUCCAACUGACAUCACCUAAUCCAUCAUCCAUGGAAAUGUCCCAAAUUAUAAGGUAUGCAAAGUUCUUACAAUUUCAUAAAGAUCCAAUUUUGACAUUAAGAAUUAAUGACUGGGAAGUAAUUAAAUUUAGACGUUUGUUAUGGUGGGUGAUUUUUGGUUUGGAUGCCUUGACAAGUCAUAAUCAUUGCUUGCCUCCGAUUUGUAAGUAUGACGACUUUAAUGUGGUUAUGCCUGACGAAGAAGAACCUGUUUUUAAUGAAAAUGGUCUGAUUAAAGAGAAAAAGCUAAACGUCGCUAUGUUAUCGAUGAAUGUUAAAUUUCAAUAUGAUAGGAUUUUAAGUGAAUUGGUAUAUCAGUUGCAUAAUGGUUUAUCGAAUAAUAUUACGGGAGAUGAAAUAAAUGAAAUCAAGUUAAUGAUUAUGAAUUUAUUCUACCAUAUUCAUGAAUCAAUUAAAAAAAUGACAGAUUUUUACAAAAUGAACCCACCGCAAACGGUGCUGGAAAUGAACUUAAUAAACUUUAUUACGAAUCAUAGUUGGAGUUUUGUUGAUCGUGCAUUAAUGCUUUUACAUAAGAAAAUUUUACUUCGUGAUCGGUCGAAGGACCCAAAGCACGAUUUUGAUGAGAGUCAAGGGAAUGAAGCAAUCAAAUAUGAGGAUAAAUAUGAGAUCAAUCGUAGUAAAAAUAGAGGAGGAAUUUUAUCUUUAAGUCAAUAUGAAGAUACAUUUGGCCAAAUUCAAGAGUCGAAUAUUAUUAAUAAUUUCGAUAAUUCUACUAUAUCACAGUUAAAGUUUAGUCAACAUGAGAAUUUUUCUUAUGAAAAUUUGGGAAACAACUUAAUUCCUUCUAUAUUGCAUAAUUUGAAUGACUUCUUAAAAUAUAACGAUUUCAUAAAAUUCGGCAAAUUUAAUUGGUACGUUAAAAGAACUAUUCCAUUAGAUUCAAUAAUUUUGAUGCUCAUAAUUAUAACAGUUAAAUUUAAAUACGAAUUCAUGACAAGUAAUGAACUAGUGAUAUACGUUAAAUUGAUCAAUAAGGCAUUGUUCAUUCUUAAUAGAAAAUGGUUUAAGAAUGAAAAAUAUAAAAGAAUGUUGUCUUUGACAAACUCAGUAUGGAGAUUCAUAUUAGAAAAAUACAAUAUCAUUAAUCUUAUAACACAACAUAAUCUCGGUAAUGAAAAUAUAAAGUCCGAAAUUGAAUUCUGUGACUCUCAGGUAGCUGGCUACAUGAAUAUGAAUGAAUUGUUCAAUGUUAUGGAUGUCCCUCAGCCUAUUCCUCCACAAUCAUCCCCCACAUUCACACCAGUUCUGAACUUAAGGACUGGUAUGAAAUUCCAUGGGGAGCAUUUGUCAAGGCUGUCAUUCAGUAAUCAAGAAAAUGCUACAUUCCAACAGAAUUCGUUAAUUACAAAGGAUCAAUACCAGUAUACUUCUAACGACACAUUAAAGAGAAAAGAAAAUGAUUCAUCCAACUCACAGUGUGAUAAGAAUGAAUUAAGGCAAUUGAGCGAUAAAAUUUAUUAUUCAUUAAGAAAUAACUUCGUUGAUAUUAACGAUUAUUGUUCUUUCUAUAUUUCAUUGGAAAAUAUCUUACAUGAGCUAAUGGAUUAUAUUCAGAAAGCAUAG